Messenger RNA from Adineta steineri, 2301 nucleotides. The record is from the annotation of a GenBank genome assembly. NCBI's taxonomy places the organism in Eukaryota, Metazoa, Rotifera, Eurotatoria, Adinetida, Adinetidae.
AUGGGCCCGAAACCUUCAAAAUCGAGCAUAAAAUCGUCUCAUGGAGCAACAGUGUCUUAUGUUCGUCAACCACGACAACGUAUGACACAAAAUUACCUUCUCAUCUGGGCAGAUGCCAGCAUCGACCAAGCAGACAAGGACUGCCAGGAUACGCUCACUCAAUUGAAGAAUGUGGUCAAUAAUGUCAGCUUAUGCACUGAACCGAAUCAGUGCAUUCAAGUACUCAACAAGGUUGACAAGGAACGAGCCUUUGUGAUAACAUCAGGCUCAUUAGGUCAACAUUUGGUUCCUGGAAUUCAUGACAUGUCACAGUUGGAUGUAAUCUACAUCUUCUGUGGCGACGAAUCCAGGCACCAAGGAUGGACUCAAAACUGGGCAAAAAUUAAAGGUAUCUAUACAAAUAUCGCUCAUAUUUGUCAAGCGUUGCAACUAGCCGUUAAGCAAUGUGACCAAAACACAAUUGCCGUAAGUUUUCUCGCGGUAAAUCAAAUGGCUUCAACUGGUAAUUUAAAUCAGUUGGAGCCAACUUUCAUGUAUACACAACUAUUCAAGGAGAUUCUCCUUGAUAUCGAAUAUGAUGUACAAGUGAUCCAACAGUUUAGUGCUUUUUGCCGAAAUAACAACAGCUUGUCACCAAUCAAUACUAACCGUUUUGAGAAAGAAUACGAUGCUGAGUUAGCUAUUUGGUGGUAUACUUUCCCAUCCAAUAUCUAUUCUAUGCUCAAUUAUGCUCUUCGAACACUGGACGCUGAUGCAAUUAUCAUUAUGGGUUUCUUUAUGUGUCAUCUGCAUCAACAAAUUCAACAGCUAUACGAACAACAAGUAAGUAGUUACGAUGGAAAGCCUUUUUUAGUUUAUCGAGGACAAGGUCUUAUGAAAUCAGACUUUGAAAAACUUCAAAAAGCAAAAGGUGGACUUAUGUCAUUUAACAGUUUCUUAUCUACUAGUACAGAUAAAGAAGUAUCCCUCGGUUUUGCUCGAAAUGCUUCAACAGAGCCAAAGAAGGUGGGCAUUUUGUUUAUAAUGUCUAUUGAUCCUUGCUUGAAAUCAACACCAUUUGCCUCCAUCAAAGAGAAAAGUUAUUUUAGGGACGAAGAUGAAAUUCUCUUCUCAAUGCACACAGUCUUUCGAGUGAAGACAAUUAAACAAAUGGAUAAUAAUAAUCAACUUUAUCAAGUUGAGCUAGAAUUAACAUCGGAUGAUGAUCAACAACUACGAUUACUUACUGAUCGAAUACGACAAGAAGCUGGUGGUAGCACUGGAUGGAAAAGAUUGGGUAAGUUAUUGCUUCAAAUUGGUCAAUUUAAUAAAGCUGACGAACUUUAUAAUGUAUUACUCGAACAGACAUCUGAUGAGAAUGACAAAGCGCUCUAUCAUCAUCAGCUGGGAUAUAUCAAAGAUGACCAGGGUGACUAUGAAAAGGCUAUUUGGUAUUAUGAACGAGGACUUGAAAUUGAACAAAAAACUCUUCCUUCAAAUCAUCCUUCAUUGGCUACUUCAUACAACAACAUCGGUUUGGUGUUUGACAACAUGGGAGAGUACUCAAAAGCGCUUUCAUAUUUCGAAAAAGCACUUGAAAUUCAACAAAAAACUCUUCCUUCAAAUCAUCCUCUUUUGGCUACUUCAUACAACAACAUCGGUUUGGUGUAUAAAAAAAUGGGAGAGAACUCGAAAGCACUUUCAUAUUUUGAAAAAGCACUUGAAAUCUCUGAAAAAACUCUUCCUUCAAAUCAUCCUGAUUUGGCUACUUCAUACAACAACACCGGUUUGGUGUUUGACAACAUGGGAGAGUACUCAAAAGCACUUUCAUUUUACGAAAAAGGCCUUAAAAUUUGGCAAAAAACUCUUCCUUCAAAUCAUCCUUCAUUAGCUACUUCAUACAACAACAUUGGUAUCGUGUAUGGCAAGACGGGAGAGUACUCAAAAGGACUUUAUUUUCAUGAAAAAGCACUUGAAAUUUGGCAAAAAACUCUUUCUUCUAAUCAUCCUGAUAUGGCUACUUCAUACAACAACAUCGGUAGUGUGUAUGACAACAUGAAAGAGUACUCGAAAGCACUUUAUUUUUGCGAAAAAGCACUUGAAAUUGAUGAAAAAACUCUCCCUUCAAAUCAUCCUGGUUUGGCUACUUCAUACAACAACAUCGGUACUGUAUAUCAAAACAUGAAAGAUUAUUCGAAAGCACUUUCAUAUUUUGAACGUGCUCUGAACAUAUUACAACGUGCACUACCUCCAACUCAUCCUCAUAUAAAAAGUGUGAAGAAUAGUAUUGAAAUUGUAAAAUAUAUGAUAAAAACUAGUUAA